Molecule: messenger RNA, 2705 nt
Organism: Megalopta genalis
Lineage: Eukaryota; Metazoa; Arthropoda; Insecta; Hymenoptera; Halictidae
Gene: Grip
Product: Glutamate receptor interacting protein
Biological process (GO): neurotransmitter receptor transport, endosome to postsynaptic membrane
Molecular function (GO): protein binding
Source: RefSeq, a predicted model, not a curated record
AAAAUCGCAGACUUAUUUGAAGCGGUGCAGCGACUGCGGGGCGCCUAGCAGGGCCGCAUCUUUCCAGGCCGUCUGCGAGGGUGUCGCCGAUAUAAAUAGAUAUCCGCGUCCGCGCGAAGAUGCGGCCCUACGUUGGUGAGUUAUUUUCGAGAGGGAUUGCCACGCUCGUCACAGUUCUCGGCCUCAGUUCCAACGAGUUUCGUCUGGCAAGAAGCUGCUGCUUCUUCGGAUCGCACGACGAACAAACGCUGUUUACCUCGCGAGCAAAACGACACCGACACCGGUCGAUUGUCACGGUCCUCCGGUUCCGCUUUGUCCCCUUGUGUCUCUUAGCUCUGUCUCUGCAACGACGAUACCUAUGGAAAAGGACAGUUUCUUAGUCGGUGCUCUGUGAACUCGAUAAUAAUUAAUUGAAACACUUGGCCGGAUCGGCAACCUCCUGAAAUAAAUAGUGUUCGCUCAACAACUUAUGUUCUGCCGAAAAUAAAUACCGAUGAGCCAUUCGCCGAACUGUAACUGUGAGGAUCGAUCUACCUCGAGGAUCUACGUCGGUGCUACUGCCCUAGCGAUGCGAAUCGUUCCCGGCACCAGCCCUGGAAAUUAUAGACAAGCGUAUCGCUGAGAACCAGCUGAUAGCAGACGUCCUUGUGUCUAGGAGUGUAGAGAGUCGAGGAUGUUCAGCUCGUUGAGACUGACGACCAUGCGAUCGCACAAGAGCCGAGCCAGGCCUGGAAGCGUGGCCACAUCAGCCAGUUCCGACUCGGCCAGGGCAGAGGACCUUACUUCUCAGGUCUACCAUCCAGCCAGUUUCCUGCUCCUGGACGAUCCUGACAUCCCUGUUUCGGUGCCAUCCGGUGUGUCCUCCAAGGUCGCUCAAGUCAGGCUCGAACGGGAAGGCGGUAGCCUCGGUGUCACUCUCAGGGGCGGAGUCUCGAGGGCGUUGGUGGUCACCGGGGUGAAGUCCGACGGACCUGCGGCGAAAGAAGGAAGAGUCAGACCAGGGGAUAGGCUGUUGGCUGUCGAUGACACAGAACUGAGAGGUCUGACCCUGGCGGAGGCUCAGAGAGCGCUCAGAAGAAGUUCGGACGCGCCAGUAGCAUCUUUGACGAUCGAGUACGACGUCGCAAAUAUGGAAGAAGCUAGGGCAGCUACAUCCGGACCUCUCCUGGUACAGCUUGAACGCGGUUCUUCUGGAGAGCUCGGGUUGACAGUCAGAGAGACGGCGAACGGAGUUUACAUAGAGAGUCUACGACCGGCUAGCACGGCUGAUCGGUGCGGCGCUCUGCAACCGGGCGACAAACUUUUGGCAGUCGACGAGACGCCGAUUCAAGACGCUGUCAUGGCAGCGAAGCUGCUCAGGAAUAAUUUCGACAACUCUCGUAUCGCCAGACUGCAGAUCCUGCCUAGGCCACCCAGCGCCUCUCAGAGAACGAUCAAGAGGAGGGCGCAACCGCAGGCUCAGCAAUCAUCUAAUCAGACCCUCCAGACGAAAGAGAGUCUCACCAUCGUUCUGAGACCUGAUCAUAAGGGAUUUGGCCUGGCCUUAAAGCCUGCCGAUGAUCGUAUCGGCUACGUCGUCAGCCUUUUAGAGGCUGGAGGGCCAGCAGAACGCAGCGGGGUCCUGCUACCGGGCGACAAGGUCUUGGCGGUGAAUCGGAGGUUCCUGAGGGACCUGCAACCUGCCGAUGUCAACGCUAUACUGGAGACCUCGCAAGUUAUCGAAUUAAUGAUCGAGUACAAGGUCGGUGGACCGGUGGUGCCAAGCUCAGGGGUGUUCACUGUGCGAGUAGCGAGGCCUGUCGGAGGCCAACCGGACGUAGGUUUAACGGUGAACGAGGAUCUGAUCAUCACAGAGGUCCGCAAGGGGUCUUUAGCUUAUAGAACAGGCAGUCUAGCUCCUGGCGAUAGACUACUCGCGAUAGACGGACAAAAACUGGACCCCGGCGAUCUCAGACAAGCUGCGCAAUUGCUGCACCGACCAGGUAGUUCGGUCAUUGCGUUGACCGUCAGGAAACCGGACCCCGUUUCGGAGAAUAGAGACUCCAGUUUAGGAAGCGACACAGCUCAGCAAUAUUCUAGUGGACUUCAACGGCCAGCAAGGGGAAGUCUUCCUAGUGUGGACAGUGCUGUGGAUUCUUGGGGAGAGCUGGGAGAGAACAGUGGAGUGGGUCCAGAGAUUCUGAGACUAUGGGACACUGCAUCCGUGGACAGUGGUCAGCUGGAUUUGCCUAUGCCGCCUUACCCUGGACCGCAGGAGCGUAGUAGUUCAGACAGACCGCAGCAGAUAGUGCAUGUAUCUCUGCACAAGGAUCCGGUUUACGAGGACUUUGGGUUCUCGGUGUCUGAUGGAUUAUAUGAAAGGGGGGUCUACAUAAAUCGUCUGCGACCCGGUGGCCCUUGCGACGGUGUCCUCAGACCGUAUGACAGGAUCCUAAGAGUGAACGAGGCCAGUACCGAAGACUGUGACUGCUGUCUGGCUGUUCCCUUGAUUGCCGCAGCCGGUUCAAGGUUGGAUCUGACCAUCGCCAGACCGGUGUCUCCUGUUAACAUCAUGAAAACGCUAUAGGACAAGGGAUCAGAGAGCAACGUUGACGAUUCAACCUGAAUCGAUCAACGCGACGGUGGAGAUGGUUAUCUGGUUAUAUUUUUUUACACACCUGUAUUUUAUUUAUAAAAAUAAAUGUAUAGAUUGCUUUUAGCUAGAA